CCGCCCUGGGACCGCACGGUUGAAAUCGUGUGGACGAGGAGACGUUCCCACACCGAAGAAUCAGAUCGAGCCGACGAAGCGACCUUUCGCGAGAACCUGAACCAAAUAAUAGCACACGGUUCAGUCAUCCCCAUGCUUGUUGACCCUCCUCCCGGAAGCGAGAGCAUAGUUCCUAGUAGUAAUGAAACGGGUUACGUGGAACAGUCCAACCAAGCAAACGCCAACGGGCUAAAAGCCACCAGUAAAACCCCGUCAAAAGCCAGAGUCCAAAACGCCAACAGCCGCUACUUCCAGCUCCCCGACGCGAUCCGGCUGAGAAUCACGAAACACCUUGUCCAGAGCCACAACCCACACAACAAGCCCAUACGCAUGAACAACCCCUAUUUCCUACACUCGGUCUGGCCCGUCAACCGGCCCGCCAACAAGCCGAGGCCCAAGCCCGCGAAGAAGGAGAAGGAGAAGGUCCAGACGCAAUGGCCCACGGAGGAAUACGAAUCCUUCGACAGCCUCGAGAGCGUACUAUCCUCCCUCCAACCCUACACGGCCGUCUGCGCGGCCCUGCGCGCCGACGUGCUCGCCACGCUCUUCCUCGCCCGCCGCUUCCACGUGGUCUACGCGCUCGGCGUGACGCGCGCCCUGCAGCCCGCCGCGACCGAGUACAUGGACCGGUACGGCCCGCUGAUGGCGUCGGUCACGCUCGAGCUGGACUUCACCAAGCUCGGGGGAAGCUGGAAGCCCGAGGCCGCCAACCUGGAUGCCCUGGCCGGGAUGAAGAGUGUGAAGCGGUUGGUGGAGCGGUUCGUGGACAGGCGGCUGGCGGCGACGGCAGCAGCGGGUCGGCGAUAUGGGGCUGCUGCUGCUGCUGGUAUUCAUGAUCUGAAGGUGUUGGUGAGGAGGUACUAC
This is a messenger RNA of Chaetomium strumarium, 903 nucleotides long. RefSeq lists its product as uncharacterized. The transcript has a single exon. Lineage: Eukaryota; Fungi; Ascomycota; Sordariomycetes; Sordariales; Chaetomiaceae. The annotation marks the transcript as partial. The record is from RefSeq and is a predicted model, not a curated record.